AUGGUGGUAACUAGCACUAACAGUAUAGCUAGUAGAACUAGGUCUAAAUCAUCAUUAGCAACAGCAGCAGCAGCCUCAACUACUAAUAUUCUUGUUGAUAUAACUAAAUCUUCUCAACAAAACAAACAAAGCACUACAGCUACUUCUAUUUCUUCUAUAAGAACAACAAGAACAGGAUCAAAAAAAAUGAAUGUAAAAUCAACUGAUAAAGCUGAUGUGACCACUAAUUUAUCAGAAUCAUCAACCAAUGAUGAGGCUUCUAAUACUUUUACUACAGCUACCACUGUUGCUGCUCCUAUCACUAGAAGUAGAAGAUCAAAAAAAGCGAUAAUAAUAACCGAUAUUUCCACAAAUCAACUCGUUACAUCUAUUGCACCUCAAUUAAUCACACCUAUAACUGCUACAACUGCUAAUAAUAAAUAUGAAUUACUUAAAGUUAUUGGUAAAGGGACAAUAGGAAAAGUUAUUUUAUCCAAAGAAAAAAAAAGAAACGAAAGAUUGGUCGCAAUUAAAAUAAUCAAAAAAGAAACAAGAUGUAUAAAACGACAAAUAGUUAAUAUCAGAUCUGAGAGAAACAUAUUUGUACAAUUAUCCAACAACACAUCAAAUCCUUUUUUGGUAAAAUUACACGAAUCAUUUCAAGACUCAAAUAAUUUAUAUUUGGUUUUGGAUUAUUGUCCUGGUGGAGAUAUAGCAACUCGACUAGCUAAAUUUAAAAGGUUCGACCAAUCAACUAGUAAGUUUUAUUUGACAGAAAUAAUAACAGGAAUUGAAGAAUUACACCAAUUUAAAAUAUUAUAUCGUGAUUUGAAACCUGAAAAUAUUCUAAUAGGUGCUGAUGGACAUAUUUUAUUAACAGACUUUAGUUUAUCAAAACAAUUAAAUAAUACGUCAUCAAGAGCAAAUACUUUUUGUGGUACACCAGAAUAUUUGGCACCAGAGAUAAUCAGAGGCGAGGGCUAUAGUUUCCCCGUGGAUUGGUGGAGUCUAGGAGUGUUGUUAUAUGAAUUUUUAACUGGGAAUACACCGUAUCAAGGUGAAAAUUCAAAUGAAAUAUACAAGAAUGUGUUGGAAAAAGAUGUAAAGUAUCCAAUUUGGAUGGAUUACGAAACUAAAAGUCUUUUAACAAUAAUCUAUUACUUACAAUCAAAAUUAUUUGUGGUCCAGUUAUUAAAGAAAGAUCCAAAAGUUAGAUUAGGAGGCGGCGAAUUAGGAAGUCAAGGAAUCAAAAAUCAUGCAUAUUUUAUGGGUAUAAAUUGGCAAGACGUCUAUCAGAAACGUUUACCAUCACCUUACAUUCCACCAAUUGAACAUGAAGCCGAUGUGCAAAAUUUUGACCCGACGUUUUUAAACAUGCCAUUAAAAUUAUCACUUCCCAAAGAUCCAUUUGAUGACAUUUUGCAAGAUUACUCGUUCUCUUCUAGUCAACCACCAAACAACAACAAUUCAUAG
Molecule: messenger RNA, 1452 nt
Organism: Entrophospora sp. SA101
Lineage: Eukaryota; Fungi; Glomeromycota; Glomeromycetes; Entrophosporales; Entrophosporaceae
Source: the annotation of a GenBank genome assembly